This is a messenger RNA of Fimicolochytrium jonesii, 6330 nucleotides long. RefSeq lists its product as uncharacterized. The transcript has 5 exons. Bases 1 to 6330 code for a protein of 2109 amino acids. Lineage: Eukaryota; Fungi; Chytridiomycota; Chytridiomycetes; Spizellomycetales; Powellomycetaceae. The record is from RefSeq and is a predicted model, not a curated record.
AUGUCAAACCGAAACGCACGUGGAGUUCCACUACCGCCUGAUACGGAUGUCGCUGACAUAGAGGCGGAUGGGAACUGCCAAUUCCGCGCGGUUGCCCACUGCAUGCACGGUGAUCAGAACCAACACGGCGAAGUUAGAUGGGCACUCAUUACACACAUGCGCAUUGACAUGGAGAAGUUAGGAUACGACACCCUCUAUCUGGAGUCCUACCUUGAGCAGCGCAACAACGACGACGAUCACACCGCAUUCAGUGCGGUGGAUGCACCUAUCGACUUUGUAACCUUUCUCUCCACCAUGAGUGAGGAUCGCCAGUGGGGGGAUGGGUUCACUCUAGCCGCUCUCGCCAACCUUUACCAUGUGCAAUUUGGAGUGUUCACCCUCAACUCAGUGGGGGGCAGGUAUUGUCUGACGCACUACGAGCCAAAUCCCAUGUACCCUACACCCGCCACGGGUUGGCCUACGUACUACCUUGUGCUCAGUGGUAAACACUAUGAAGUACUCAUCAAUGACCAUACCAGAGAACCCAUCAGAUCCCUGGACAGCAUCGAUGAUGGGUUCCGACCAGUUCUACCUCAAUGCCGAUCCGCGCGUCUGGCAAAGAAGCCUGCCAAAACGCCCCCAAAGCGUCCACUCCAAAUCAGCUCGGACGAGGAUAUCGCUCCAAAGAGAGGCAAACGACGCACGGAGGAGAGUAGCGGAGGGGUCAAGGGACGGAAGCGCAGAAUGGAUGAGAGUAGCGGAGGGGGAAAGGGACGGAAGCGCAGAAUGGAUGAUAGUCCGUCUGUGCCACACACUACAGCGCAUCCAUCCAAACUUAUUCGACGUGCCAAAUCCAAAGGACGUCAAGCGGUUAAGCUCUUGACCAUGUCUGAAUCCAAGUCAGAGUCGGAGUCGGAAUCCAGCACGUACACCGAAUCUGAUUCAACGCAGUCCCCGGAUGGGAAUGCCUCCAGUAUAUCCGACGACCGGGCCGAUUCUAACUCGUCUGUCAGAGCAUCGUCCAAUGCGCUUGGCAUUGAAUCACCGGAGGCGCUGAUGAAGCGGAUUAGGCGUGAGAGAAAGAACAAGCUCAACCGCGAGCGUGGUGCCAAGAAGAGGGAAACCUUGGCACAGGCCAGAGCUUUUAGCGUACCCGUACUUGCUGAGCCUGAGGUUUCCAGGAUCUAUGACAUCAAUUCGUCAAACCUUGAUAUGUUUGUAGCGGACGGCGGGCUUCUCCAAUGCUUGGAUGGGGAAGGCCUGGUCCCUUCGGCACCCGAUUGCCAGAAACACGCCGAGCUUUUCUGGAAAUUCAUCAAAGACCGCGGCUCGAUGGGACCGCUUCAAACACUGCAGGAGCGGCUGCUUAGCGCAGAGUCCAUCGAGGACGCCUGUGAUCUCAUUGAAUCAUACCUUGGUUUCCCAUUCCCGUUUGCAGUGACAUUGUUUUAUGGGUUCAAUGGACAGUCGUUCACUGGACGGUUCAUGGGGAACUUCAUCAAUGCAGUGAAAUACGCGGAUCUGCCGGAACCUGCUGGAGAUCACGCGGUGCACUUGGUACUGGAGCAGGCUUGGUACUGCAGUGCGCUUCAGCGGGUACCCCCUGAAUCAAUUACAGGGAAGGCUAAGGGAAAGGCUAAAGAGAAGGCCAAAAAUGGAAAAACCACUGCGACCGUCGAUGACGAAGUGCUGGAACGACAGUGUGAUAUGGAAAUGGGAGAACUUCCUAUCCCGUUUUCCGCCAGUGUUAGGAAAUCUCAACGAAUGGCAGUGGCAAAUGGCCCAUCCUCCGGUUCCAGCACAUCGACAAGCACCUCGACUAGCACAUCAACUAGCACAUCGACAAGCACGUCGACAAGCACAUCGACAUCCACAUCUACCUCAACUAGCACCUCCUCAAAUGGCACGACAAGCACCUGUGAUUCAACAAUUCCGUCAUCUUCAAGCGCAUCUACCUCGACAUCUACCUCGACAUCUACAUCCACAUCUACCUCCACAUCAACAUCUACCUCGACAUCUACAUCCACAUCAACAUCUACGUCCACAUCCACAUCCACAUCCACAUCCACAUCCACAUCCACAUCCACAUCCACAUCCACAUCCACAUCACCAAGUGGCAACAGCUUCGCCGCUCUUGGAAAUGGCCCCGCUCCUCAUAAGACUAUAACCCAUCCCAACCGCGUCACGUUUGCUCAGGAAAACUCGGUACACUAUUUUUCCAAGUACGCGGGCUACGUAUACACUCCCAGCAAUGGGGAUGGCGCUGGACAGGAUGCACCGGCCCUAAGCUUCCAUCGCUCACGUGGGAGCGGCAGAAAACGCGGCAGUGGCAAAGGAAUAGCCUCACAGCAUGAGGACACGUCUCCAACGACCGCGGGCAACAAUGACCCAAUCCCAUCCGUCAUACCAGAGGUCAUAAUGGCACUCAAUGACGUGUCACUGCAACUAUGCAAAAUAGCAGGGCUGGACGUCAAAAUGAUCGUGACCUAUGGAAAGUCCGUUGCGUACUACUUUGGUCAAAACUACUAUUUUGAUGGCCAAACCGCACUACCAGAGCACUCAGUGGAUACGGCAUCAUUUGGGGCUAUUCAAGUGAUCUCCCUCUUCCACCCAGCCCUCCUCGGACGACAGAUGCCCGAUGUUAUGCACAUUGAUGGUAUUCUGAAAAACUUCAAACCUAAUAGCAUCAAGGGGAAAGGGUCAGAGUUUGCGGAUGAGACUACACAACGGCGGUACAUGGCAUUGAUUGUACGGACAUUCACGGAGCUGCAAGCGAGGAUUCUUGGACUGAUCCCAAGCUGGACUGCCAAUGGGCUUGAUCUUGAGAUCUACGACCGCUUGUACGAACACAUCAAGUGGCACUUUAGAGUUGGACGCGUGUGGGGAACCUGGCAGGAGCUUGUGCUUGAUUCUCUCAUACCACUUGAGAUAGCCCCUUACUUUCCCGGACCCCGAAAAUACUGGAAAUCACAACUCGUCUCGGGAAGAAGGAUCCCAAAAAGACAAGAGAUUGUGGAGUUGAUGAAGUCGUCGGAUGUGACGUUAUGCCGCAAGGCUUUUCGAAAUCGAUCAAACCACGAAGCCACAGAGAGUGCUGAGCUCACAACGGAAGAAGUCCUUCACUUGAAGCGCGGACAGGCACGUCUACGUGCUGUUGGGGAGAUUGGCAGUCGGUUUGCGGAUGAAGGAUUCUACUGCCGGUCAAUCUCCGCUCCCGUGGAUGUCAAGGCAUUGCCAAUUGUACCAGGACAGGAACCACGGAGCAAGGCCGCCAUUGGCAUGCGCAAGGACGACACCGCUUACACCAGCGAGGUGGCAUGCGCGCGGUUGAAGGAGGUGGAGUCAUUUAACAGAUUGGCUGCAUUCCUACAUGCAGCCACAAUUCGUCUCUUCAAUGGACUCACAAACGUCAUGGCGUUUCUGGACACUCACCAAAAUUUCAGCGAGGUCGUACAUGUAUCGAAAGAGGGCGUUGUUCGGCCAUCUACCACGGGCUCGCAGCUAUUGGUGGGAGGACGGACAAUGAUCUUGCAGGCGGCACUGAACGCGCUUCACGCAAACCAUGCCAUCUACGUGAUGUCAACGGAGACCACCAUAGAGGAUAUAGUGCGGGCAUUUGGACGACCGGAAGCGAACCAACGAAUGGUUCUUGAUGCACUACUGCGAUGGGAUCAAGAAGAUGGGGUAGACGAUGCCGAUCGGCUCAUGUUUCUUGGGGAGCGGAUGCGUACACUGACAAAGAAAUGCAGUGGGGGAAAUCAGGGGGGGUUCAACACCGUACUUCACAUGUCGCUGUUGGUCGCACACCGUGAUCCACAGUGUCAAACCAUGUUGGAGCAGCACGGAUGGCUGCAGGUACGAUCCUUCAGCGAGAUGGACAUUGAAGAUCUGACAAAUUGCCCGGCCUACCUCAUUAUUACGGAGGCGGACGCUGACAUUGAACGCAUGGAGUUCUGGACAAUUACUCGCCCACCAAGUAAGGUCAUGGAAAAAACAUUCAUAUGUGAAAUGUUGCUCGCGUGGUUGGUUGAUGUACUACACUGGACGGACGAAACGGUGAAACACGACGCAAAGAAGAUAUCAAACGCAAAAACCAUCAGUGAACUCGAGAAAGCAAAGAAUGUAACCCGCGAGACUGACAAAGGGCGUCUGGAGCGAAAGGGCGAGCGUUUCAGAACUCUGGCAUCCCAAAGAAAGGCAAUCAUCGCCGUCGAACCUACAUCGAAGAAUCAUCCACGUGUCGAAGUCUCGCUAGCGGAUGAGGAUGUUGUUCUUCACGACGUAGAUGAGAAGAGAGCCGCAGACGGGUUACUCGAGUUAGCCACCAAGCCUUCUUCUGACGCAGACCCUGACCCGAGCUCCCCAACCUGUAGACUCUCAUUAUCUUUGAGGAUACUUCAGAACAACACCGCACUACGAUCACACCGCAUUUCAUUCCAGAUGACACACGAACAAAAGAUAGCAACGAGGUUUAUUCUGUCCCGACCAAGCCCAACUCACAGGACGAUAACUGAAGGGACAUGCCACGGCCCGACCAAUGCGGGAGCGAUUGCGGCUGAACUUUUUGAGCGUGUUCUAGAAGCAUCUACGCAUGGAUCCCGACCGCAUAAGGAGGGCCUAGCGGAUGAAGCGGAUCCACAGAAGGAAUACUUUGAAAUGUGCAAUGCCAUUGCUUUUCUGCUACAGUCCGUUGUCUGGGCUUUACAUCCCAGCCGAGCUUUGGCAAAGGAUCAGAGGAUUGCCGACGCAAAGGCAAAAUGCGCUGCGGAGCGGGUCUCUGUCAGCUUGCUUGACAAAUUAAAGACGGAAUGUGUUUUGAGUGUGGAUGAGCUCAAGGUCAUGACCACACAGCGGAGUGGACUAGAUUUCAUCGGUACGAGGAUUCGUUCAAAUGAUGCCACACGCACAUGGGCCACCCUCCGUGGACACGUCAGUGGGUUCAUUACGACGACCAAAAAGCUUGCCGAUCCGGAACAUGUCAUUGGUCGAUUAUACGGCAAGCACUUUUUUACUGGGACAUCCACAGCUCUUUAUUAUCCUUUCCGUGACUGGAAGUUCACAAAGAUGGUAGUCAAGGGUCGAGAUAUUGAUCUCAUCAUCAAGAAAAGGAAGGAUGAGGACGAUGAACUGGAGGACGGCCGGGCAACUCUGAAGCACAAGGAAAGCUUGCGUGACAAUGCCAUCAAGCGCAAGUUAACGAUUUACGAAAUCCGGUCACCUGAGUAUAUGAUCACCUUCAAGCGAUGCGGAUAUGUGCUACCCUUCCCGCAUGCAAGUGCGCUGAGUGGUGCUUUCCGAGGAGCAGACAUCGACUGCGAGUGGGGUGAACUGAGUCUGUUUCUCAAUAAGCAAGGAUGCUGGAGAGCCACCCUUCCGAUGCAUCGAAUCAUCACCCCGGCUCGAAUCAUCACCCCGGCAACACCUGCGAAACCUACCGUUCCAUCGCAAUACCAAUCACAUCCUCAAAGAACAAUGCCAAAGCCAUCCUCGAAAAAACGCGUGCAAUACAAGGAAGUCUAUCGACGGGCACAUGCGGCCAUGGAACAAAAAAGAAACUUUGUCCGCUGGAAAUAUGACCCAAGUUUUGACCCACCCGAGCUUAACGACGUACAACCGACGUGGAGCAUCUUUGUAAAGCGGGCUGAGCAACGGACAGUGUGGGGCUCGAUCCCGGGGCUCAGUACCAUGAUCUCCAUCGACCCAGGCAUCAAGAAGUUCAUGGUUGGGUACGCAUCCAACGGCGAUAUAUUUCAAUUCGGUCAUCCAUCUGCCACAUACAUCACACCCAAGCUCCGGAAGAUAAUGAAAAUGGAGGCGGCUAUUGGGAAGAAAUUGGAGAAUCUGGACGAGAUCAAGUGCGCACGGGCUGAAGUGGCUCUUGUUGCAAAAAAACAGUGGAUCAUGCAUGCUCAAGAAUGCAUCGCUUGGGGGAAUCCACCACCGCCUUCCCAGGAUGAUGACAUUGGUGAAGACCUCAAAUGUCGCAUCCACCAACUCGAAUGGGCGAUCCCAGUCAGAAAGCAGGAGCUCCGGGCUACUACGUGCACAUCUGAGGACAAGGCAAUUCAGGAUAUUCGUGAUCGUCUUCGGCGCAAGAUCGACCGCCUACAUCUACAUACGGUCAAUUUUUUAGAGAGGUUUGACAUUGUCAUCCUCCCGGCAUUUGAUGUACCGAACCUACUCAAGCGAAAGGGCAGGAAGGAAGCGGACCGAGAUGAGAAUGCCCCCCAUAGUAAUCUGAAUUUCACAAUGGGGAGAGCGAUUGCGGAAACAAAGCGGGAUGCGGCAAAGGCCCUUGGCAUCACACCAGAGAAUGUCGAGUCGCCGGCGGCCAUCUUCGAUAGACCGUAG